Molecule: messenger RNA, 3503 nt
Organism: Paramuricea clavata
Lineage: Eukaryota; Metazoa; Cnidaria; Anthozoa; Malacalcyonacea; Plexauridae
Source: the annotation of a GenBank genome assembly
GCAAUUUAUAGCUUUGCAAAUUGAUUAUGUAGAAACGUGGUGUUCCGUGGAAGGCGAUUUUACUGUCUCCUGUUGUUUGGGCUUUCGUUGCUGCUCAUUUUUGUCAGAAUUGGGGAUACUACACUUUACUUACUACGUUACCAACUUAUAUGAAGGCAGUUCUGGGGAUUGAAUUACUUGCUGUAAGUAUCGGAUAUAUAUAGCCAGUAGACUAUUAUCACAGUGGGUUAACUUUAUAAAGUGCUCCUCCCCCAAAACUCCUAAAAAGCAUCCUAAUGACAUAUGAAUAGUGUAUAUAUGUAUUUACAAUAUUUAUAUUUUAUGAAUGUUUCAUACCCUAUUAUUCACAGUAAGCAAAUGACCGAUAUUUUGUGCUAUUUUGUCUUAAGUCUUGCGACCGAAAAAUGCAAUAACUGGAAACAUUGGCACAUAAUUUCGCAAUAUCUCAUUAUUCACAAAGCGUGCAUGCAUGUGUGAACAUAUUAUGUAAAACUGCUAACAGACGACAACUAUGAUGUUUAUUACUUUGCAAUCAGAGGAUUGAUGGAAUGAUGGCUUUCUUUCCUUUCUGUUGCUGCUUUUGAUGCUUGUAUAUCACCUUAGUUUUAAUGAUUAUCUUACCUUUAGACUGGUUUCUUAUCAGCUCUUCCAUACCUUGUCAUGACAGGAGUUCUUCAUUUAAGUGGCUUCACAUCAGACUUUGUUAUAGCAAAACGAUUCUGUACGACCACGUGUGUCAGAAAAAUAUGUGUUUGCAUAGGUAAGAAAAAACAUCUGACUCGAAAAAUCGACAUAAAUUACUGUAUGCUACAGUAUGUGUUAUCUUAAAUUAAGCCAUCACAUACUGUAUAUAUGCUAUGGCUUAAUUUUUAUCAAGCGCGUAGAUCUUAUUACAGGGCCGAUCAUAAUAUAUAUAAUAUAUACCGGGUGGCGCAAAAAAGUUGCCCUGUUUGAUUUUUUUAAACUUAAAAACUAAAAGAGUGUUUCACUUAAACUACGCGCAUUGCAUUCAGUAUUGUCUAACUUAAAUUUUGACAUACGCCCUAGGUGCAUUUUCGUGCAAUAUUGACCGAGAGAGCUGCGUUUAAACUUGAUUAACCAUUUUUGAAAGUGUCGAGAAUUAGCCAAAAACAGCCUAUCAAAUACUAAUACAGCAAUAACCUGUGUUUAGACACACUAUAUAGUCAGAAAGUACACGUUCGUUUUCAGAGACCUGCCCAACGCCGCCGGAAUAACCUCACGAGCAUUAUUUACUCUUGCAUACUCUAACCAUGCAUAUCGAAACUCUUUGGUCCUUCGUUAAACGAGGCGUAUUUAUAAAAAAACACGUGACGUUUCUUUAUUGGAACAUCAGAAUUUGAUUCCCCAGGGUCAUUGAAUAUUUAGCAUAAAUCUUUCAAACAAAAUCGCGUCAUAAGUUAAUUUUCAUGCAUUCCCAAAGAUUUAAAAAAAAAGAAAAGAGCACAUCCAUCCAAUAAACAUUUUUAACUUAAACUUCACUUCAUUGAAACGAAUAUUUACGAUAAAAUGGUAACGGUUAUCAAAUCAGUUUAACAGGCCGUUUUUAGCUAAUUCUCGACACUUCCCAAAAUGUUUAUUCAAGUUUAAACGCAUGUGCAGCUCUCUCGGUCAAUAUUGCAUAAAAAUACACAGGGCGUAUAUCAAAAUUUAAGUUAGACAAUACUGAAUGCAAUGCACGUGGUUUAGGUGUAAUAGCUCUUUUAGUUUUUAAGUUAAAAUAAAUCAAACAGGGCAACGUUUUUUUGCGCCACCCGGUAUAAAACAUGAGCAUGCAGUCAGUCGAUCAGUAAGUGAUUUAUCACAUUGUUGUUUCUCGGACUUACAUUAUAGGUUUCGUAUUUCAAGCCAUAUUCACAGUGUCUGUUGGCUACACAACAAACGUAGAUGUGGCUGUAAUAUUAUUGACUUUUGGAGUUGGAAUGGGAGGUUUUGUAUGGAGUGGAUUCAGUGUAAAUAUGAUUGAUAUUGCACCAAGAUAUGCAGGUUUAUUGAUGGGAAUUUCAAACUGUAUUGCAACUUUACCUGGUAUAGUAGGACCACCAAUUGCAGGAGCUCUAACACCGAACGAGGUAUGUUUAAGAUUAUUUGUAAAAGUAUAAUUGCACUUGACUGUGAAAAUUGAAAAUCGCCUACAAUGCAAUCGCCAUUAUUAAAACAUGAUAGUACAAAGUAGAGUACAUGUAAAUAGUACAAAAAAGACUAGACUAUAACAAAGGUAUACUUUUUGCUAAACAGACUGUUGCAGAAUGGCGAUCCGUAUUCUACAUUUCUGGUGGUAUCUCGCUACUUGGUUGUAUUUUAUUUGGUCUUCUUGCAUCCAGUAUAAAACAAGAAUGGAAUGAUAAUGAAUAUAAAGUUAUACCCUCGUCCCCUAUCAACUCACCAGAUUGAAUCUUUUCAUAUCAUCUCCUGCUGGUAAUUCAUAAUAAUUUUGGAUUGUACAAAAGCUAGUGAUAAAUGAAAUUUGACUCUGUUCUCAGGACCAUGCAGUAAUACCGACCCGCUACCGUAGAUGAAAGAGCCUAGGAACGAGGUUGAACCGCUAUCUCCAUGCAAUUAAAACCUAAACAUUAAAUUUUACGCUUCAUCUUAAACUUAACAUUUUAUCCUGUAGGAAGAAUUUGUUGUUAAAUAGGAAUCUUAUAAAAAUUAGUGUAAGAUGUGGAAGGUUAAUAUAUAAUUUGUAUAAGUAUAUAAUAUGUAUGGUUUUGAGUGCAAUUUGGGAAAAAAACAUGCAUGCAUGAGUGAGUUUUUCAAAGACGAUCUAAGAGUCUUUGAAAAAUUCACGAGUGUAUGUUUUCCCAAAUUGCACGAGAAACCAUAUUAAUACCAUUAAUAAUAAUAUACAAUGCAUGAAAAAAUUAUGCAGAAGCCAAUUCAUGAUCAUUUGCAUAGUUGCAUGUAUAAAACACAUGCAAAAACAUUUUUGGCACUGUAUUUGGAUAAAAUUGCGCUGAAUUGGAAAUCAGAACUAAGAAAUCAAAGUCAAGCCAAUCAGAAUUGAGAAAUUUUUUAUGUAUAUUAUUAUAUUAACCUAAAAACAUGAUACUAGCCUCUUCACUAAGUCUAUAUUUUAUUGAUUCAAUGAAAUUGAAUUGUGUGAAUAUAUUUCUGAUUACAUAAAGAUUACGACUGCAUAUAGAAUGUGCAAAUUAUGAUUAUAAAUGCAUGUAUAUUGUUUUGGUUAUACAUGUGAUUAUAAGAGUAUAUAGUAUAAAUUAUUAAAUACCAGAGUCAAUAUUGGUAUAGUGUUAGUAUUAUUUAAUACAAUUAUAAAAUUCGUUGAAAUUAAAUAAAAUAUAUUAUUCUAAGGGCUCGACAUCGUCCUCAACCUCCCAUUGAUAGUAUUGUUGUUGGUCAUGAGACCAUCAUUCAAACUCAGUGUGCGAGAAAUAUUGGAGCACUAUUUGAUAAUACCCUAACAAUGGAACAGCAAAUUUCUGCUAUUUGUAAAUCCGCCAUUUUUCAAAUCAGAAAUGUUG